AUGGUGCAAUUAUUGCACUCUAAUGGACAGUUCACGGGAUUGCCUCAUGAAGACCCUCAAGUUCACAUCCAAAAUUUUUUGGAGAUCAGCGACACUUACACGCCAAUUGGGGUAUCUCCUGAUUAUGUGAGACUAACAUCGUUUCCUUUUUCUUUGAUAGGAGAAGCCAAGAGGUGGUUGAAGUCGAAACCACCAAAUUCAAUCACUUUGUGGAAUGAUUUGUCCCGCAAGUUUCUUAUAAGUUGCCCUCAUCAUUAUCAGGCUAACGAAGUUUUGGUUCAUACCUUCAUAGAAGGGUUGGAGCCUAACACCAAAAUUCUUCUUGAUUCAGCUGCAGGUGGGCAAGCCUUGGAGAAAACAUAUGAUGAGUUAUACACAUUGUUAAAUCGCAUAUCCCAGGGAAAUUCAGAGUGGAAUGGAGGAAGUGCUCGAUCUGUCACCCAAAAACAAGUAGGCAUGUUAGAGGUUGAUGCAGUAACUGCAUUGACAACACAAAUAUAUGGUGCGAAGUAUGUAGAAGCAGUGAGCAUGUGGCCGAACAUUGUGGAGAAAAUCCAGAAUCAAUAA
Molecule: messenger RNA, 567 nt
Organism: Solanum dulcamara
Lineage: Eukaryota; Viridiplantae; Streptophyta; Magnoliopsida; Solanales; Solanaceae
Exons: 2
Coding region: 1-567 (188 amino acids)
Source: RefSeq, a predicted model, not a curated record